Molecule: messenger RNA, 2941 nt
Organism: Patella vulgata (common limpet)
Lineage: Eukaryota; Metazoa; Mollusca; Gastropoda; Patellidae
Product: phospholipase B-like 1
Exons: 10
Coding region: 672-2180 (502 amino acids)
Biological process (GO): phospholipid catabolic process
Cellular component (GO): extracellular region
Molecular function (GO): glycerophospholipase activity
Source: RefSeq, a predicted model, not a curated record
CGAACUGUUCCAUUGACAUUUGAUCGACAGAAGAGAAACGAUUAAUUCUCACGGCUGACAGCCUAAACCAAGAAUUCCAAGUAUUAGGGUAGCUCAAUAUCUUAGAAAAAGAUAGCCACGACGAAACGACUAGGAUAGUAAUAUCCAGUGAAAUUAGAUAGGAUUUCUAUUGUAUUCUUUAUUGUGUUAUCGUUACAUUUCAUCAAGCCUUUAAACAAAAUGAUCAGUGUAUUUGAACAUUAAAUAGUGUAAAAGAAUAUGCCCGCCAGGACAAUGGGUGACUGCGUUAUAGUGUGUAAUUACCGCAGUUCAUUUCAGAAGCAACAACCAGUGCUUAGCAUCCCAGUGAGAUUACACCAAACAUUGUUUUUGUGAUCUGGGAAAUUAUUUUUAUAUAAUGACAGUUUAACUCCAUUUAAUGCACAUUUAAAUGUCCGGCUAUUGUGAACUGAACAGUAAAUACCGAUCGUGACAUCUUUGUGAGAAAGUUAAAGUAGCGAAAGCCAAUCGGGUUUUAUUUUAUUUAUCUGGUUGUUAUAAGAAUUGUUGACAAUUGGAAAAGUGGCACCGCCAUUACUCAUGGAAAUUUUUUGUUUUUAGGUGGAACGUUUCAGAAUGGCAGCGCAUACUGUUCAGAUAAAGCGUGUACAUAUACAGCCAAUCAAGUUGAUAUGCUUGGUGCUACAGCCUUUGGUACCUUUAACGACAGUUUAUUAGAUGUUGGCUGGGGUAUAUUAGAUAUUGUAGCAGGACAUGGACAAACACAAGCUCUAGAUGAUGAUAUCAUGUUUGCUGCUGGAUUUCUAGAAGGUGUGUUUACUGCUGCGAGAAUAGCUGAUCAUCAUAAAAACGUAUUGGAUAUUUUCUUCAACAAACCAGAAAGUGCAGUAAUUAUACCUAAACUAAUGAAAUAUUUCGCGGCACAAGAUCAAUGGAUGAGGAAAAUGAUCAAGGAGAAUGCCAAGAAAGAUCCGUUUUGGACCCAUGUUGGAUUGGUAACAUCUCAAUUUGAUGGAUUAUUAGAGGGUUACCAAGCUGCCCGACUUACACAAAAAUCUUUACCGGAUUUACAGAUGUAUGAUUUUCAAAUGAUGAACAGUAAUGGAGAUCUAUCAGAUCUGAUCGCCAUAGUUUAUCCUCAGGGUAUAGCUGAUUGGAGAAAUAUGACUAGAGAAGAAGCAUUUAGAUAUAUUAUUACAGGCGGACGAUGUUCGGCUAUGGUGAAGGUGUUGGGAGCCUAUGAAGAUCUGUUUAUGUCUCAUUCAACGUGGUUUAAUUAUGGUGGUACUUCAAGAAUAUAUAAACACUGGAAUUUUAAUGUCAGUAAUCCAAAUACAGCCGCUAAAAAGCUGUCAUUCUCUAGUUACCCAGGAUUUUUAGAGUCUAUAGAUGAUUUCUAUAUGAUGAGUAGUCAGAUGGUUAUGUUACAGACAACUAACAAUUUAUUUGAUAAAACACUAUAUAAAUACUGUACUCCCCAAAGUCUGUUUGCCUGGCAGAGAGUUCGGGUAGCUAAUAUGAUGGCAAAUUCUGGUGAGGAAUGGGCUAAAGCUCUUGAGCGAUAUAAUUCAGGUACAUACAACAAUCAGUAUAUGGUAAUAGAUCUCAAGCAGAUUUCACUGGGAAAAGAAAUAAGAGAUAAUGCAUUAUGGGUAGUAGAACAAAUCCCUUCAUUGGUAGCAUCUGGUGAUCAAACCAAGAUAUUAAGAACAGGAUAUUGGCCAUCUUAUAACGUCCCGUUCUUUGAUGAUGUAUAUGAAAAAAGUGGAUAUCCAGAUUUUGUAGCCAAACAUGGCGUAGAUGCUUCUUAUCAACUGGCUCCUCGAGCUAAAAUAUUCCGUCGUGACGAGGGAAAAAUAUUAGAUUUGGAUUCCUUUAAAAAUAUAAUGAGAUAUAAUGAUUAUAAAGAUGAUACCUAUUCAGAAAAUAAUCCCUGCAAUACUAUUUGUUGUCGUGGAGAUUUAGAAGCUACAGGCGCUGGGGCGUUUGGUUGCUAUGAUACAAAGGUGACAGAUUUCACAAUGGCCUUGAACCUGCAAGCUGACAUUGUGAAUGGACCAACUUUAGGAAAUAAAUUACCUCCCUUUCAAUGGACAGCACAGUUUAACCAGUCUCAUGUUGGAUUACCAAAUGUAUAUAACUUUCCCUUUAUCACAGCCAGUCCAAGAUGGACCUUAUAGCUAAUCACGACUCUAGCCAUUUUAUAAAACUGUCUCUCAUUUGUUCAUCCUGCCGGUGAUAGUUAUCAAUCAUAAAUCAUCAGCUUAUUAUUUUUAAAUCACUUUGAUAUUCGGAGUUUGGGGUGUAAUGGUCUUCCAGAAUUGUCAUAGAAUAAUGAUGAAAAUUUAUGUUUUCCUGCAACAGUUGGCACGGGUUCUGUUCACAAUUCGGAGAUAUUCUUUAAUAUUUAAGGUAAAAUAUUAUAUUUUCAUAGACUGAUUCUUUUUGUGAAAAACUAAAGUAAAAGUAUUAAACAUAUUUAUUGCAAAAAUGUGAACAAACGUUAUACAGAUAAACAUUAUACAUUUUUAAAACCAGUAACAAUUAAUCUCUCAAUAAUAACAAUAACAAGUUAUUAUACAUGAUAUAAUACAUUCGAUCAUGAAAUUUGUAAAUGUUGAUGUCAAUAAUAAAGUUUUGUCUGAUAUUUCUUUAUUUUUGAGUGAUAUUAUUUUUAUGUUCAAUGUUAAAUUCUUUAAUAGUGCAAUAGAGAAUUCGUCUGCUGUGGUUAAUAUACAAAAAGAACAAUUGAAAUGGGAACAAAAUGUCAAUUCUUUCUAACAAUAUAUCACUUUCCGCUAUGGACUUUUUUUUAGAUUGCUUUAAUUAGAAAUCUGCUUUACUUGAUUGAUUUUUAUGUUUAAAAAAUAUACAAACCAUCAUUAACCAAAUAUCAUAUUGUUAUGUUUUUAUAUACUAAAUAAAUUUGUAUUGUCAGGAA